Pseudonaja textilis is the source of this 2419-nucleotide messenger RNA. RefSeq names its product RALY RNA binding protein like (gene RALYL). Gene Ontology annotation, molecular function: RNA binding. Lineage: Eukaryota; Metazoa; Chordata; Lepidosauria; Squamata; Elapidae. Gene Ontology annotation, cellular component: nucleus. The record is from RefSeq and is a predicted model, not a curated record.
ACCAUGACCGGCAAAACACAGACCAGUAAUGUCACCAAUAAGAAUGAUCCCAAAUCCAUCAACUCGAGAGUCUUCAUUGGUAAUCUUAAUACGGCCAUUGUCAAAAAAGGAGACAUAGAAGCAAUCUUUGCAAAGUAUGGAAGAAUAGUUGGCUGUUCAGUGCACAAAGGUUAUGCAUUUGUACAAUACAUGAGUGAGAGGCACGCAAGAGCUGCUGUGGCAGGGGAAAAUGCCAGGAUCAUUGCAGGACAACCAUUGGACAUUAACAUGGCAGGGGAGCCAAAACCAUACAGACCUAAGCUGGGAACUAAGCGACCACUUUCUGCUCUCUACAGACUUGAAUCAAAAGAACCGUUCCUUUCUGUUGGUGGUUAUGUCUUUGAUUAUGAUUAUUACAGAGAUGAUUUCUACAGUCGGUUAUUUGAUUACCACAGCCGGGUUCCUGCCCCACCUCGUGCUGUGAUUCCAUUGAAACGCCCACGAGUAACAGUCACAGCAACUCGCAGAGGAAAAGGGGUCUUCUCCAUGAAAGGGACAUCAAGGUCUAUAUCAAGUGGAGCUUCUUCAUCAGGAUCAAAAUUGAAAUCAGAUGAAUUGCAGACAAUCAAGAAGGAAUUAACGCAGAUCAAAACAAAAAUUGAUUCUUUGCUAGGGAGACUGGAGAAGAUUGAAAAGCAGCAGAAAGCUCAAUCAGAAAUCCAAAAGAAGCAAAUAGAAGACAGUAUAGAAUUGAUCCAAGAAGAAUGCAUAUCAGAGAAUGCCGACAACUCUACAGAAGAGCCUAUUGAAGGAGGGCUGGAUGGGGACGGAGAAGAAAUGACAGACGGGAUAGAGGAAGAUUUUGAUGAUGAUGGCAGUAAUGAGCUGUUUCUACAGAUCAAAUGAAUUGGGACCCUUACACAACCUUUUUGGAAGCUGAGAAGAUAAUUCAUAGACUUCCCUGUGUGAAAAUGUAAACUACAGUUUCUUGUCAGCUCAUAACAUCUUUGACUCAAUUUGUAUGAAGAACUGAAUUUACUUUUGGAAAUGGAGAACGCCAUUCAAAAUUUUAAAACAUAUGUUUAAAAAUAUGCGAUUGUCAAAUUUUUAUGGUUUAGACUGUAAAUGUGUUUCUCCUGGCUAAUCAUUGGUAUUUUUUUUAAUUUUGAUGUCAGAUAGCCAAUGACUUGUAUAAUAUGAAGGACAUAUUUAAAGCAAAAGAAAUACUGUAUACAAAUGUAUAUUUGUAAAAGCUAUUUUUAUGAUUAGCAUGUUUUAUGUUCAUAUUUACAGUCAAGUGAUAUUGCACUUAAAUGUUUACAGCAUAAUGAUGAGAUCAUCAAAAACUUAUGAGCCAAUAUAUAUUUUAAUUAUUUUUUAUUCCUGCUUUAAGGCAAAUACAUGCAUUAGUGGCUUAUAGAAAAGAACAAAUCAAUAUUUGUCUUUGAAGAUUUUCAGUGUAUCAUUACACUAAAAUGGAUAUAAUUUGGAUAUAUUUUACAGUUUCCUGUGAUAUCUAUAGAAAACUGUUAUUAAUGUCAACAUCCCCCCCCAAUCUCUAUGUUGCUACUCUUAGCUUCUGAUAAGCACAUUAUGGAUAAACUAGAUCAGUAUGGUUCAAAAAAUUUUAUGAGUGUUGCCAUGUUGUAAAGUUGACAUGUUUGAUGCCCAUCUGCUUUCUAUUCCAUUGAAUUAUCUUUUUUUGUUUUUAUAUAUACAGUAUAUAUAAUGUAUGCUCUUCAUUCGGGUGACUGGAGACUCUAGUUUUAACCUAUUUUAGCCAGACAGGUAGAUAGAUGCAUUGGUUUCUCUGGAGUUGAAUUACAAAAUGAGGGGAGUGCAUCAUACAGUAUAGACCAUAUCACACACUAUACAGCAUACAUAUAUACUGUAUGUGGUAACUUACCAUAGAAACAUCAUCUCUCUCUUCUCAGUAAAAUACAAAAAGUGUUAAUUAAUGCUGUGGUCCUGUUUUUUCAGUCUUGUUUAGAGAACAAGGCUUGAAAUUGGAUUAUUUCUAUGAUCAUAAUUCAUAUUAAGGGUAGGAUAAGGGUAGUUUGUCAACUAAUAGGUCACCUUUAGCAAAUGCAAGCACUUUUCUGAGGGCACAAAGGAAUCAUCACACCUUCAAUCAUGUCUACAUUGAUAAUUAAAUAGAAGAUGCAUUUGGUUAUGGUAAGUGUUCACUGCGUUGGGAUCUUUCUCCCAAACCUCUUCAAAGGCUGCAGUGUAUUGCUUAGUAUUUUCACAUAUAUUUCUUCAGUCUUCAUUUUUGAAAAUGCAGAUUCUGUGAAUUCAUUGCUGCAUCAUUUUACAGAUACAAUUCAUGAAUUAUCCAGAUCUAGAUAUAAAUUGUACAGUGCCUCAGUUGGGCAUUAUAGAUUUCACAAUACUUGAAUGUGACCCUUACAAUAUCCAUACAUAAGGAGCCAGGCUCUAA